AUGAAUCCUCCGAUAAUUGAUGAAAAUCAAAAUGAAUUUUUGGAAUUAAUUGAAGCUGAAACCUAUGUUGAUAUUGAAAGAUUAAGAGAUAUGUCUAGACAUGGCAUUCCUGAUGAUUUGAGAGCUUCAGUGUGGAAAUAUCUUCUUGGUGUUAACCCAGGUGACAAGGCAGAACAAAUGAAAAGAGAACAUAUUUAUUUUCAAUCUGUGAAACAACAACAAUUACAAAAUAAUUCUUCAUUGGGAUUAUUCUACUACUCAAAGAGACAAAAUAUUAUUUUAUCAGUGGUGCAACAAUCACUAAAUCAGUCAAAAAUCAAACACUACACCAUUGAAGAGUUAUUAUAUCUUUUGAGGCCUUUUGAAUCUGUUUAUAUGAGCGACCCAAUACAACCAAAUGAUGGAAAGGAUUUGGAAAAGAAUAUUCACGAUAUGUAUAGAUGUUUUGAAGUUUUCCUUCAGAAGAAUUAUUUCAAAGAAAGUCUUUCCUAUCAAGUUGCCAAAUUGAUUACUCUUUUCAAAUGUACACAACCAGACUUGUAUCAAUAUUUUGUCAAUGAAGAAGUAGAACCAAAUGAAUGGUGCCUUCCAUGGAUAAAAUACUUGUUAUCGAAACAAUUACCUUUGGAUUGUGUUAGAAGACUUUGGGAUACCUAUUUUUCCACAAACGAUUUUGAUUUACAUAUUUACGUUUGUCUGGCAAUAUUACAAUACUACAAUGAAACUCUUAUGGAAUUGGAAUAUAGUGAAAUCAAAUACUUUUUGAAUAACAUUUAUACUAUUGAUAAGUCGACAGAAGAUGGAGAAAAUAGUUUGAUAAGAAUUAUUCCACACAUUCUUAAACAAGCAUAUAAUUUUAGAGCUUAUGUGAAAUCAAGGCAGUUAAUUUAA
This is a messenger RNA of Naegleria gruberi, 891 nucleotides long. RefSeq lists its product as uncharacterized. Gene Ontology annotation, biological process: activation of GTPase activity. The transcript has a single exon. The record is from RefSeq and is a predicted model, not a curated record. Bases 1 to 891 code for a protein of 296 amino acids. NCBI's taxonomy places the organism in Eukaryota, Heterolobosea, Eutetramitea, Acrasida, Naegleriidae. Gene Ontology annotation, molecular function: GTPase activator activity.